AUGGAGCGCUUUCGAUACCCCGAGCGGUCCAUUAUAUUUCUGUCGGGCUGUUAUUUGAUGGUCUCGAUUGGCUAUAUAAUCAGGUCAUACAUAGGACACGACCCCAUCGCGUGUGACGGUCUCCUUAUUCGCUACCAAAGGACAGGUCCCGCACCUGUCGUCUGUGUAUUAGUAUUUCUUUUGAUCUACUUUUUCGGAAUGGCAUCCAGUGUUUGGUGGGUUAUACUCACCAUUACAUGGUUUCUAUCGGCUGGACUCAAAUGGUCUAAUGAAGGUAUUGCCGGGUAUUCGCAAUACUUUCAUUUGGUCGCCUGGUUUAUACCGACCAUCAAAUCUGUCAUUAUUUUAGGCAUCGGUGCCAUCGAUGGCGACCCGUUUACUGGCGUUUGCUUUGUCGGCAACCAAGACCUCAACAAUUUGAUGACAUUUGUAAUAAUCCCGUUUUGCACGUACAUAGUUGUGGGCCUAUUCUUCUUAAUAACAGGCUUUGUAUCGCUGUUUCGUAUCCGAAAACUAUUGAAAGAGAGAGUGAAAGCCGACAAAUUGGAGAAAUUGAUGAUUAGGAUCGGCUUAUUCUCCUUCUUAUACAUAGUUCCCGGCGUUGUAGUCGUUGGUUGUUAUCUCUAUGAAUACUAUUUUCGUGAUAUAUGGCAACGACAACACAACUGCCGCUGCGAUAACACUCCCGAAACACCAUAUUAUUCACUAUUUUUGCUCAAAUAUAUCAUGUGUCUCAUUGUUGGCAUCACAUCUGGCUUUUGGAUCUGGUCUACGAAGACGAUCGACUCGUGGGCGCGUUUCUACGCACGUCUAUGUUGUGGCACCAGCUCUGCCAGCACUAGGAGUGGCGCGAGUCAGCUCAUCAUCGGUGGCUCACAACUGGCCAUCUCU
This is a messenger RNA of Medioppia subpectinata, 891 nucleotides long. The record is from the annotation of a GenBank genome assembly. Lineage: Eukaryota; Metazoa; Arthropoda; Arachnida; Sarcoptiformes; Oppiidae.